Molecule: messenger RNA, 552 nt
Organism: Trichomonas vaginalis G3
Lineage: Eukaryota; Parabasalia; Trichomonadida; Trichomonadidae
Product: MULE transposase domain-containing protein
Exons: 1
Coding region: 1-552 (183 amino acids)
Source: RefSeq, a predicted model, not a curated record
AUGAUAAGUAUGGACUGCGCCCCACAAAUAGCCGAGGCAAUUGAGCGAGGUAUUCCAAACUGUCAUAUUCUUUGGUGUGGCGUGCAUGUCCUUCGCGCCAUAUUAAGAAAAGCGGAUAAGUUUAAAUCACGAGACAAUUUUGAAGAAUUUUAUAAUCUAAUGAAAUUAUUAGUAUUCGAUACUAAAGAAGAAUCUCCCGAGGAAGAACAGAACCAAGAAGAAGAAAAUCCUAGAGAGGAACCAGCUCAAUCUCACUUACUUCAAGCAGAAGAAAUUGAAGAAGAGGAACAAUAUGAAGAAGAAUUCAUCGAAAAUGAAUUUCAACCUUCUCAAAUCUUUUUACCACGAGAAUCUUCUGAUGGUCCAAACGAUUCUGAAUUUAUUCCAGAAGAAGAAACGUUUGAAACAAGUGAAGAAGUUCCAGAGCACCUCACUCAAGAAGAAGCUGCAGACCUAGAUGCAGUUUAUGAUCGAAUUCUUGAAAUUCUUUCCACUGAACCGAAAGCCCAAAAGUACUUCGAUAGGCAAUGGAGGCAUCAUUUAGAUCGUUGA